AUGUUGUGGAAACGUAAUUGCGCAAGAUUGAUCAAGCCUAUUGCACACCCCAAGGGAAGGCUGCUGAGAAGAUCGUGCUACAGAUAUGCCUCAACUAGUACGGGCAGUAGCAGCAGUAGCAGCAGUAGCAGCCAGUGGUUAAAGUAUUCCGUCAUCGCUUCUUCAGCUACUCUAUUCGGCUAUUUGUUCGCGAAGAACCUCUAUUCUCGGGAAACCAAGGAAGACCUUAUAGAAAGGCUUGAAAUGGUGAAAAAGAUCGAUCCGGUGAAUUCUACGUUGAAGUUGUCCUCUCUGGACUCACCGGAGUAUCUGCACGACGCAGCCAAAAUCGAUAACGUUGUCGAGGAGCUGAAAAGCUUGCUUGGAAACAAUGCUGAUAACUACUCUGAUUCAAAGUCUGAUUUGGACGCGCAUUCAGAUACGUACUUCAACACACACCACCCCUCGCCUGAGCAAAGACCGAGGAUUAUAUUAUUCCCCCAUACCACAGAAGAAGUCUCCAAAAUUUUGAAAAUAUGUCAUGAUAACAACCUCCCAGUCGUGCCCUUUUCGGGCGGGACCUCCUUAGAGGGACAUUUCCUACCCACCAGAAUCGGGGAUACUAUUACCGUGGACUUGUCCAAGUAUAUGAACAGCAUCGUGAAAUUUGACAAACUGGACUUGGACAUCACUGUCCAGGCUGGUCUACCUUGGGAAGAUUUGAACGACUUUUUGGGAGAGCACGGCCUGUUGUUUGGUUGUGACCCUGGUCCAGGUGCUCAAAUCGGUGGUUGUAUUGCUAAUUCUUGUUCCGGUACCAACGCUUACCGUUACGGUACCAUGAAGGAAAAUAUCAUAAACAUGACUGUAGUGUUGCCGGACGGUACCAUCGUUAAAACGAAGAAAAGACCCAGAAAAUCGAGUGCAGGCUACAAUCUAAAUGGCUUGUUUGUGGGGAGCGAAGGCACCUUAGGUAUUGUCACUGAGGCUACUGUCAAGUGUCACGUCAAGCCCAAGGCAGAAACUGUCGCUGUGGUAUCCUUCGAUACUAUCAAGGACGCUGCUGCAUGUGCCUCUAAUCUAACACAGAGUGGUAUUCAUUUGAACGCCAUGGAGUUAUUGGAUGAGAACAUGAUGAAGUUGAUCAACGAAUCUGAAUCCACGGACAGAUGCGACUGGGUUGAGAAACCAACUAUGUUUUUCAAGAUAGGCGGAAGAUCUUCUAAGCUCGUCAAUGCUCUUGUGGAGGAAGUUAAAUCUAUAGCCCAGUUAAACCAUUGCAACAGUUUUGAUUUUGCCAAAGAUGACGACGAAAAACUGGAGUUAUGGGAAGCGAGAAAGGUGGCAUUAUGGUCGGUGCUAGAUGCCGAUAAGAGCAAAGACAAAUCUGCAAAAGUUUGGACCACCGACGUAGCUGUUCCAGUGUCACAGUUCGACAAAGUUAUUCACGAAACCAAAGAGGACAUGCAAGCUAGUAAAUUGAUCAACGCCAUCGUUGGACAUGCUGGUGAUGGUAACUUCCAUGCAUUCAUCGUCUACAGAACCCCUGAAGAACAUGAAGCCUGCAGUCAGCUUGUGGAUAGAAUGGUCAAGAGAGCACUAGAUGCUGAAGGUACUUGUACAGGUGAACAUGGAGUGGGUAUCGGUAAAAGAGAGUACUUGCUUGAAGAGCUCGGCGAGGCACCUGUUGAUUUGAUGAGAAAGAUUAAGCUGGCUAUUGAUCCAAAGAGAAUCAUGAACCCGGACAAAAUCUUUAAAAUUGAUCCAAAUGAGCCUGACAAUGACUACAGAUGA
Saccharomyces mikatae IFO 1815 is the source of this 1773-nucleotide messenger RNA. It is a transcript of the gene DLD1, whose product is annotated as D-lactate dehydrogenase. The record is from RefSeq and is a predicted model, not a curated record. The transcript has a single exon. Gene Ontology annotation, cellular component: mitochondrion. NCBI's taxonomy places the organism in Eukaryota, Fungi, Ascomycota, Saccharomycetes, Saccharomycetales, Saccharomycetaceae. Gene Ontology annotation, molecular function: D-lactate dehydrogenase (cytochrome) activity; FAD binding; D-lactate dehydrogenase (NAD+) activity. Gene Ontology annotation, biological process: lactate catabolic process. The coding region runs from base 1 to 1773 and encodes 590 amino acids.